Messenger RNA from Drosophila rhopaloa, 633 nucleotides. It is a transcript of the gene mRpL41, whose product is annotated as 39S ribosomal protein L41, mitochondrial. Gene Ontology annotation, cellular component: mitochondrial large ribosomal subunit. The transcript has a single exon. Gene Ontology annotation, molecular function: structural constituent of ribosome. Gene Ontology annotation, biological process: translation. Bases 92 to 592 code for a protein of 166 amino acids. The record is from RefSeq and is a predicted model, not a curated record. NCBI's taxonomy places the organism in Eukaryota, Metazoa, Arthropoda, Insecta, Diptera, Drosophilidae.
CGAAAAAUGUCUCAUCACUAGUUUACCUCAGCUGUUCACUGCACUCGCUUUUGUUAUUUAACCAGUUUCCUCUCAGAAAAGUCGAAUAACAAUGAAUAAUUGUGUGAAACUAGUGCCCAUAGCACUCCGGUGUCAGCAAAGGAGCAUCAGCACUUCAUCCGUAUUGGAGGGCAAGCGGAACUUCCGUAAAUUCAAUGCUUACAACAAACGAGGAACGCGCGUGGUGAAGGAGGCGCAGAAAACGAUGGCCAAUCCACCGGUGCCCAUUCACAAGCGUGGAGUUCGCGACACGGGCAUAAUUGUGGACGGGCAGUACGUCGAGAUACCCGAGAAGAUUCCGGACAUCAUUGUGCCCGACCUAACUAGCUGCAAGCUAAAGCCAUAUGUGUCCUACAAGGCGCCGGAUGUUGUCCAAUCGGAGUUCACCAGCCUGGAUCUGUUUAACGCCAUAUAUUCUCAGAAAAUCAUCGAGGACUUCAAGGCGGGCACCCUGCAGGCAGAUGGCAGUGCCAAGGAGCCCUCGGCCAAUGAGCAACUGACUCCAGCGGAGGCCUUGCAGCGCGCCCGGAAGACGGGCAGCGAUAUAUUCUAGGCAUAGGUUUAUUGUUUCUUAAAUACAGAGUCUGAACUCAA